Molecule: messenger RNA, 2647 nt
Organism: Drosophila sechellia
Lineage: Eukaryota; Metazoa; Arthropoda; Insecta; Diptera; Drosophilidae
Gene: Moe
Product: moesin
Exons: 7
Coding region: 341-2077 (578 amino acids)
Cellular component (GO): cytoskeleton
Molecular function (GO): actin binding
Source: RefSeq, a predicted model, not a curated record
AGUCGCGACGGCGCGCUCGUUUCAAACAGACGUUACUUUCUCUCUCUGAGCAGUCACUGAUUACCGUUGUGUGCGUUGUGCCGCUGUUGCUAAUGCUGUUGUUAUUGUUGUCGUUGUGAUACACACACUCUCUCACCUUUGUCGCUCCCGCAAUUUUUGACGUUUUUUUUCGUGUGUUCUUUAGUGUUGAUCCAACGCGAGGAAGAAGAAGAAUCGUGAAGCAAGAAGAAGCGAAAACAAACUGCGAUUGCAGCACAAAAACAAUAAAGUGUGAAGACCAUAAUAUCCUGGAAAGAAAACAUUUCGUUUCGAUAAGUACGACAAGACACGAAGCUACAAAAUGUCUCCAAAAGCGCUAAAUGUGCGCGUCACGACAAUGGACGCGGAACUGGAGUUCGCCAUCCAGUCGACGACGACGGGCAAACAAUUGUUUGACCAGGUGGUGAAGACGAUCGGCCUGCGGGAGGUUUGGUUCUUUGGACUCCAGUACACCGACUCCAAGGGCGACUCCACAUGGAUCAAGCUGUACAAAAAGGUGAUGAACCAGGACGUGAAGAAGGAGAACCCCUUGCAGUUUAGGUUCCGUGCCAAAUUCUAUCCCGAGGAUGUGGCCGAGGAGCUGAUCCAGGACAUUACCCUGCGUCUGUUCUACCUGCAGGUGAAGAAUGCCAUACUGACCGACGAGAUCUACUGUCCGCCAGAGACAUCCGUGCUGCUCGCCUCGUACGCCGUCCAGGCGCGUCAUGGUGACCACAAUAAGACCACCCACACAGCCGGCUUCCUGGCCAACGAUCGCCUGCUGCCGCAGCGCGUCAUCGACCAGCACAAGAUGUCCAAGGACGAGUGGGAGCAGUCGAUCAUGACCUGGUGGCAGGAGCACCGCAGCAUGCUGCGCGAGGAUGCCAUGAUGGAGUAUCUGAAGAUCGCCCAGGAUCUGGAGAUGUACGGCGUCAACUACUUUGAGAUCCGCAACAAGAAGGGCACGGAUCUUUGGCUGGGCGUGGACGCACUGGGCCUGAACAUUUACGAGCAGGACGACAGGUUGACGCCGAAGAUUGGUUUCCCGUGGUCCGAGAUCCGCAACAUUUCGUUCUCGGAGAAGAAGUUCAUCAUCAAGCCGAUCGACAAGAAGGCCCCGGACUUUAUGUUCUUUGCGCCACGUGUCCGCAUCAACAAGCGCAUCCUGGCCCUCUGCAUGGGCAACCACGAGCUGUACAUGCGUCGCCGCAAGCCGGACACCAUCGAUGUGCAGCAGAUGAAGGCGCAGGCGCGCGAGGAGAAGAAUGCCAAACAGCAGGAACGUGAGAAGCUGCAGCUGGCGCUGGCCGCACGCGAACGUGCUGAAAAGAAGCAGCAGGAGUACGAGGAUCGGCUAAAGCAGAUGCAGGAGGACAUGGAGCGUUCGCAGCGCGACCUGCUUGAGGCGCAGGACAUGAUCCGCCGUCUGGAGGAGCAGCUGAAGCAGCUGCAGGCCGCCAAGGAUGAGCUGGAGCUGCGCCAGAAGGAGCUGCAGGCGAUGCUGCAGCGUCUCGAGGAGGCCAAGAACAUGGAGGCCGUCGAGAAGCUGAAGCUCGAGGAGGAGAUCAUGGCCAAGCAGAUGGAGGUGCAGCGCAUCCAGGACGAGGUCAACGCCAAGGACGAGGAGACAAAGCGUCUGCAGGACGAAGUGGAAGACGCCCGACGCAAGCAGGUCAUUGCGGCCGAAGCCGCUGCCGCUCUGCUGGCCGCGUCGACAACGCCGCAGCACCACCACGUGGCCGAGGAUGAGAACGAGAACGAGGAGGAGCUGACGAACGGCGACGCCGGUGGCGAUGUGUCGCGCGACCUGGACACCGACGAGCAUAUCAAGGACCCCAUCGAGGACAGACGCACGCUGGCCGAGCGCAACGAGCGCUUGCACGAUCAGCUCAAGGCUCUGAAACAAGAUCUGGCGCAGUCUCGUGACGAGACGAAAGAGACGGCAAACGAUAAGAUCCAUCGCGAGAACGUUCGCCAGGGACGUGACAAGUACAAGACGCUCCGCGAGAUCCGCAAGGGCAACACAAAGCGUCGCGUCGAUCAGUUCGAGAACAUGUAAAGCUAUUGCCUUUCGGACGGGCCGGAUCAGAGAUCGAUAGUGCGAGAGAGAUGGAGAGGGAGCGGUGUCUCCAGAAAGAAAAAGAAAAAGAUAUAACUACAGCAUAAUAAUGAUGAUGAUAACGAAGAUGAUGAUGAUGAUGAUGAAGAAGCAACAAAUAUAAUUCCGGUCGCUGGCACAGCCUAUUGCUACUAUCCCCCCAGCGACGACCCUUUUCCACCCAUAAGAACUUCCUGCCUCCUAAGUGAAUUGAAAUGAAAUCUACACUUUGUUUGACCGCCGUUUUGUCUCGCAGCUUUUGUAUAGAAGAAUCAAGAAGCAAGAAAAAGAAAUAAAAAUAUAAAUCAAUGGAAAACAAUUCAGUCAGACACAAAACACACUCAUCCAUAUGAAUAACAUGAGAAACGGUGGGGAAGAAGGACCACAUCUAUAUGGACAAUCAGCAAAUGAAAGGAUCAAGCUAUCGGAAAAUAUGUCUAAAUCCAAGCAGAAGCAAUAGAAAAUAUACAUUUCUCCUUUUCCCAAUGGAUUCAUAGAGAAAACGGAACGAAUAGUAAUAGAUAUUGAAAA